GACUAGGGGAGUAGUGAGAUAAGGAGGGAGGUUCUAUGAAGUGUUGCUGCUGACCCCUGGGACUGAGCUGAACAGGGGCAUGUCAGAUAACCACAGGCUGGGUUUUCCCUCAGUUUUUGCAACGCCGUCGCCAGUCAGAAAAUGGGCUCGAAACUAACGCGGGGAGGCGGUGGUCUGGGUCCGCAGGACGAGCGCCCCAGGUCGGCGUCGCUGCAGGAAUUCCGCUCGGAGCCGCCUGCAGGCACAGGGCGGCGGGCAGAGCUGGCCCUCGCCUCGCUCAUCCUCAAACCCGAGCGGCUGCUUCCUCAGAAAGCGGCGCCCGCUCCGUACGUCCGCAGAGUCGGAUGGAUCCGGGAAAUCCAGGCGCUGCUCCGGGAACAGAGAGCCGAGCAGGCGGCCGGGCUGGUCAGACUGCUGCGUAAGGAUUUGGGCCUGGAAGGCUCCUCUCUGAAUGAAGUUCUCUAUAAACACACAGCCUUCCCAAAUCUGGUGGACCCCAUCUCCCAUGACUUGCUAAUGAGCUUGGCUCGUGACAUCCAGUGCCCAAAGAAGGAAGUGGAGCCCCUGAAAUCCUCCGAGAAACUUUGCCGACAGCUCAUCUACCACCUGACCCCACAUUCCAAGUGGCACAGGCAGACUGUGCCCAGGCAGAAGUCACAAGCCGGCUUAAAAGUUGCAUUGCAGAAAAAUCUCACCAGUGAUUCCCUGGAUCUAUCAGGAAUGCCACUCUCUUCCAGGGACAUUCACCGUGUGGCAUAUUACUUGCAGCUGAACCGAGACCAUCUGACUUCCAUCGAUUUAAGUUUCACCGAGUUGGCAGAUGAUAGCCUACGACUUUUGUUGCCCUUGCUAGCAACCCUUCCAAAACUAACCAACCUGGCACUGAAUGGGAACCGACUGACACGGCUCGUUGUCAAUGAAAUGACCGAGAUGAUGAAGGAGCCAAACAAGUAUCCUGCACUGUCCUGGAUUGACCUGGGGAACAACGCAGACAUCUGCUCCAUGCCCCAGCCUCUUCUGGUAGGGCUACGGCGGCGCUGCAGCCUACAAGGGGCACUUCCUACUAUCCAGGAGUACACAGAAGGACAGCCCAGUGACCAGGAGAUGGUGCCAGAGGAGGAGGUCACCCACUCAGAGCAGGAUGAAGAUGGUCACUGGCCCACAGUGCAAAGGGAAAUUGGUCCACAGGGCUGCUGCCAGAGAUGAUUGCGUGUCAGUGAGAGGUUUCGGUUUCGGUUUGUGUUCAGUAAAGGCGUACUCUAAACCUAGUUUGGGUUUCAGCCAGUUGUUAUACCCCUAGGCCAAAUGAAUUGCCAUUUAUUUGAAAGCCUAUCCCAGCAAAGUAUCUUUAUAGAUCCCGUAAAUUGUCCAAGAGUGAAUUUUAUAUCUCAUGAUCUUCAGUCUGGGUAUCAUUAGUCAGUGAAGCUGAUGAAACUUCUUCUUUCGUUGGCUGGUAGCGUCAACUCUUUAAAGAAACAAAACAAAAUGUUGACUUUUGUGCAAAAAUCUUCCAAACUUUCAGAAAGGAAGAUGCAAUGUCAAUAUGGUCUGGUACAUCACAACAAGAACAGAAAGCCGUUUGUCAGCUGUCCAAUGUGCUUGUGUUUUGGUCAUCACAAAACUAAUGACUUUGAAUAUUGACUGAGUGUGUUGUGUCGUGUAGAACUGUCACAUGGUUGGAGAAAUACUUUCCAGCUAAAAUUUUCAAGCACUGUAGAAUCCACAAAGACUCACUGUGAAAUAUAAAAAUACCCAUCAGAUAUAAAUCUGUCACGUGUAUGUUGUGUGAGUAUAUCUAUGUAAUUAUGUGUGCAUGUAUUGUGUAUGCAUGCAUGUUGUGUACGCGUACGUGUGCCUGCUCCUAUUUAAAUGUCGUGUUGGUAAUAUCUUCCAGUUCGAAUGAGGUGUCUGCAGUCUGAACUGCCAUGAUCACUACACAGAGACUGAAUCUAUCCAGAUCUAUCUUUUACUUGUUUCAGAUUUCUAGCAACUGCUGCUUGUUAGUUUUUCCAUGGAUGUCGACUGACUUGUACAUUUUGGCCAACUCUAAACUUUUGUACAUAUAACUGUAUUGUUCAUUUCAACUGUGAACAUAGAGAGCUCUGUUGUUCAUAUGCUGACAUCUGUGAUUCAACCUCACAAAAGUCUCUCCUAACUAUAUUUGACAAUUGUUUGUUCAUUUGUUUUCCCAUUUUCAGAAAAAGUUACUUUUUAUAUAUUUUUAAAAUCUUUCUUCUCUCACCUUAAAAAUAUGCCCCCUAGUCUUGAACUUGCCCACCCUAGGGAAAAGAUAUUCACCUUAUCUAUAUCCCUCAUGAUUUUAUAAAUGUCUAUGUGGUCACCCCACAACCUCCUAUACUCCAGUGUAAAAGGUCCUACCUACUGGCUUAGUUCUGCAAUUAUUUCUGUUUUAAGUAUCAUGAAUCCCUACAUGAUGGAGGCCAUUUGGCCCAUCAAAUCUGCACCGACCCUCCGAAGAGGGGCCAGCCCAGAUCCAGCCUCCCACCCUAUCUCCAUAACCCCAUAUUUAGUAUGGUCAAUCCAAUUAACCUACACAUCUUUGGACUGUAGGAAGAAACUGGAGUACCCAGAGGAAGCCCAUGCAGACAAAGGGAGAACGUGCAAUCUCCACACAGACAGUUAUAAAGCAUAGACACCGAUCCUUUGGUCCAACCAGUCCAUGCCAACCAUAAUCUCAAACUAAACUAGUCCUACCUGCCUAUGUUUGACUAACAUCUCUCCUUUCUUAUUCAUGUACUUAUUCUAAUAUUUUUUAAAUGUUGUAACUGAAACCACAUCCACCACUUCUCUGGCAGUUCAUUCCACAUACGAACCAUUCUGUGUGUAAAAAAAAAAAGUUACUGCUUAUAUCUUUUUAAAAUCUAUCUUCUCCCACCUUAAAAAUAUGCCCCAUAGUCUUGCACUUCUCCACCCCAGGGAAAAGAUAUUCACUUUAUAUUAUCUCUCAUGAUUUUAUAAAUGUCUAUAUUGUCACCCCUCAACCUCCUAUGCUCCAGUGUAAAAUGUCCUAGCCUACCAGCCCCUCAUUGUAACUCAAACCUCCAUUCCUGGCACCAUCCUAGUAAAUCUUUACACUUGGACCAGGGACCCUAGUGCUGUUAGACAACAGUACUAACCGCUAAACCACCAUGCCAUACCUAAAUUUAAACUUAGAUUUGUAAGUUUGCUGUCAACUCUACCAGUUCAGGUUUCCAACAGGUUUUUCCCAUAAUGGGAACACACUUUGGGAAUUGGAAUAAGAAUCAUAGAAAUCCACCUACAAAUUCUAUCGGAGAAAAACUGGGCCUUACAAAAUGAAAACAAUGUCACUAGAUGUGGAGAAAACCUUGAGUGAUACUUUUAGCUGAGAUAGUCGUAUGCUUCAUCUUGAGCAGUAGCUGACUUUGGGAAAAGAGAAAGAAGGAAAAAUUAGAGGAAUUAAUAUUUUUGGACAAGGGAAUGGUGCAGAAGCAGGAAAAUUGAGCUGAUAUUAUAAAUAGCCCAUAAUCAAUGGAAGGGCAGGCCAGGUCUGAGGUGCUGAAUGGUUAUCUCAUGAUUACUGUGGUCCUGUCCCAUCCUCCAACCAAAUACCUCUGCUUAAAAGCUACAGUAGAUGAGGUCAUUGGCCAAUAGACAGGUUCUUCUCAUCAACCACUUCUAUUUUUGUCCUAAUCCAUGUCUGUCGGCUCUCCCUCUCGAUAACCACAUUCAAAUGUCCUUGUGAAUGGUCACACAAGAGAUCAUUCUGAGAAAGCACUGACCAUGGGCUGCUGAUGAUUCCCCUGGUUCAGCUAGUAACACUGUCAGUGCUGAGUUCCAAGUUUCACAAGACGUCAAGGCUGCCAUAGUGGAGCAACUCUGAGGAAGAGUUAGAAACAUAGGAGCAGGAGUAGGCCACCCAGUCACUUGUGCCUCCCCUGCUAUUCAGUGAGACCGUGGAUGAUCUGUGACUGAACUGCAUAUGUCUGCCAUGGGCCUGUAUCUCAGUGCUAAAUAAAAAAUGUGUCUCUCAAAAGUUGACAGUUAAUUAGCAUUGACCACCAUUUGAGGGAGAGAAUUCUAAACUUCCACUACUCUUUGCAUGUAGCAGUCUAUUCUGACAUCUCUCCUGAAUGGCUUGGCCCUAAUUCUUAGACUAUGCCUCCUGGUUCUAGAAUCUUCAACCAGUGGAAAUAGUUUUAUGUUUAUCUACCUGUCUUUCUUUGUUUAUAUCCUGAAGACCUCAAUUAGAUUGUCCCUUAACCUUCUAAAUUGUAGACAAUAAAGGUCUAUUUUUUCCUUAUAACAUAACCCCUGAAGUCCAGGUAUCAUCCCUGUGUCGAACUCCCUCCAGGGUCAAAUCAUCCUCCCCAAGGUGUGGUGCCCAGAUCUGUUCCUCAUAGUACUCGAAGUGGGGUCUAACCUGGGUUUUGUAUAACUGUAGCAUGACAUCUGCAUCUUUAUACUCCACCCCUUAGAUAUGAAGGUCAGCAUUCCAUUAGCCUUCUUGACUAUUUUCUGCAUCUGUUUGUGGCGUUUUUAGAUUAGAUUACUUACAGUGUGGAAACAGGCCCUUCGGAAACAAGUCCACAUCGACCUGCCGAAGCACAACCCACUCCUAUCCCUACAUUUACUCCUUAUCUAACACUACAGGCAAUUUAGCAUGGCCAAUUCACCUGGCCCGCACAUCUUUGGACUGUGGGAGGAAACUGGAGCACCCGGAGGAAACCCAUGCAGACACAGGGAGAACGUGCAAACUCCACACAGUCAGUCGCCUGAGGCGGGAAUUGAACCCGGGUCUCUGGCGCUGUGAAGCAGCAGUGCUAACCACUGUGCUGUCCACACACCCACAAACUUCAUAGAUUUUAAAAAGCUAUGCACCUGAAACUCAAAUUUCAUUGGACAUCAACUACAUUUAACUUUGUGCCUUUUAAAAGUACCCUGAUCCAUCCUUUUUCAGUCCAAAAUGGA
Messenger RNA from Hemiscyllium ocellatum (epaulette shark), 4950 nucleotides. RefSeq names its product leucine-rich repeat-containing protein 75B-like. The record is from RefSeq and is a predicted model, not a curated record. The transcript has 4 exons. Bases 142 to 1206 code for a protein of 354 amino acids. Lineage: Eukaryota; Metazoa; Chordata; Chondrichthyes; Orectolobiformes; Hemiscylliidae.